UGAAAUUCUGCCGUGCCCAGAUUGUUCACAUGCAUAGACACACACGUGCACCCUCAUGCAGGGGCACACCGCAAAGGUCAGGGAUUAGGGUUUUUUUCUCGUAGGGAAUUUUUGAAUGUACAAUAGGUUGAAUUAACUCGAAUGACUUAAGUCAAGUACAACAUGAAGAUGAUUGACAUGCCAGGUCAUACUUUGUAAUAUUAUUUUAAAUGUAAAAAUCAGGUAACCACGGUGAAAUGAAAAGUAAUAAAAUACGUAUUUGAAUUGGCACUCAGCAUUCUGUGGUUUAAUGCAUUCAUGUGAAGGGGGCUGAUAGCGUUAGUUUUUUUUAUUCUUUUUUUAAUACAAUAUUUAAUGCUAAGUACUGAUUCAGUAGAAAUUAUAGUAUAUAAAUGAAAUGGGUGGAUAGAUGGAUGGAUGCAUAGAUGGAUGCAUAGAUGGAUGCAUAGAUGAUGAGAAGCCCAGUUCUUGACGUGGUGAAGGAAAGAACUAAGCCUUACUCUACCUACACCAGUAAUUAGGCAUGAUUGACGAAGUUGAGUCAACUCUCAGUCACCAGCCAGUCAGAUGUGCUGGGAGCAUUUCAACCGAAAGGCUCGGUUACACCAGACUGCCCACCAAGGCUCAGAGCAGUCUGCCAAAUUACCAAACAGGCAAAACAAGGUUAGCAUAUGGAACUGGCACGAAAAUCCAGAUGUGCCAGUUUGUAUGCUUGUUGCGCCAUCUACGACUAUCGAGCCCGAGACGUGACCAGGAAGAUGAUUCAAAUGAUGCUGCAGACGCGAAGAGGUUCUGUCAUGAGCAUGAGUGUCCAUCCAACUGGAACAACGCUAAUGAACUCAAUUGUUGCGUGCAUCACGCCAACAUCCACUCGUGUCCUCUGGGUCUCAUGAAACAAGGUGGGAUCUGUGGGCCGUGGAUUCCACAUGAUGGUAAAAUAGUCACUCAUACGGUGUCCAAAGCUGGCAAGAUAAGCCAGAAGUACUGGACGUCAAAGGUGGUGCUGAUCCACGUGGGCGUCACUUCAGUUAUAGCUCAUAUCAAAAUAGGACAAAUGCACGCGGCAUUGGAAUCCAAAGUGCUUGUUGUUAGUGCUCAAGUGUGUGGGGAUGAUGUCUGUGAGUUGGAGGAGAGCUGUCUCAACUGUCCUGCAGACUGCGGCAUCUGCCCCAUGUCCAUGGCCAUCAAGUUGUCCAUCGGUCUCCCCGUCGCACUUUUCAGCGCCGGAUUUAUCUUAACCAUGGUGUGGCUUCAGUACCAGAAACAGAAGAUGUUUUGGGAUGAAAGCUGGAUCAUUGACUAUAAGAGUAUAAUAUUUGGCAGAGUGUGCGGUACAGACUUUGGCAGCACAGCCAGCCCCCAGCAUGUGAAGAGCACUUCAAAUAUCAGUCAGUUGACUGACAUAACCAUAUGCACCGGCGUCAACACCUUCUUCAAGCAGGGCUUCAUCCAGCCUGGCAUCUAUGAUGGCAGAACAGUUGCAGUUAAACACAUCCAAAAGAAACACUUUGCUCUGUCUAAAGGUAUCAGGAAGGAGGUGAAUGAGGUCAGACAACUGGACCAUCCAAAUCUCUGCAAGUUUAUUGGGGGCUCCAUUGAGGUUCCGUAUGUGAGCAUCAUCACGGAACAUUGCCCCAAAGGAAGCCUGUCUGAUGUCCUACUCAAUGAUGAUAUUCCAAUCAACUGGGGCUUUAGACUGUCCUUUGCCACCGACAUUGCCCGUGGGAUGUCCUACCUGCACCAACACAAGAUGUUUCAUGGUAGACUUCACUCCAGAAACUGUGUUAUUGAUGAUCGCUGGGUUUGCAAGAUCUCUGAUUACGGUCUUACACUUUACAGAAAGGAGGACUUUGAUGCAGUCAGUAAUGGGUUCACUUGUGGCGAUGUCAAUCGCAUCUACUGUGCUCCAGAGGUUCUUCUGGGAAGUAGCUCGACUAUGACGCCAGCGGCAGACGUCUACAGUUAUGCCAUGAUCCUGGUUGAGAUAGCUACUCGCUCUGACCUUAUUUCAGACCAGGCGGAGGGAACCACAAUGGACAUCAUAUGGCGUCCUCCUCUACCUGAACUCAAAGCAGGAAAAAACGAUGGGGACUGCCCCAGUCAAGAAGACUACUGUGAACUUAUCAAAAAGUGUUGGUCUCACAACCUCAUCACAAGGCCCACGUUUGAGCAAGUCAAGAAGAUGCUCGACAAGAUGAACCCGCAUAAAGUUAGCCCCGUGGACAUGAUGAUGAGCCUGAUGGAGAAGUAUAGCAAACAUCUGGAGGCUAUAGUAGCUGAGAGAACACAGGACCUUCUUCAAGAGAAACAGAAAACUGAUCGUUUGUUAUACAGCAUGUUACCAAAGCCAAUUGCCGAUGACCUCCGCCAAGGCCAAACUGCAGAGGCGCAGAGCUACUCAAAUGCUACUGUCUACUUCAGUGACAUUGUAGGCUUCACCCAACUGUCGGGGGCAAGCACACCCCAUCAGGUUGUGAACUUCCUCAACCAGCUCUACACCACCUUUGAUGACAUCAUUGACAAUUAUGACGUUUACAAAGUGGAGACCAUUGGCGACGCUUACAUGGUGGUCUCAGGAGUUCCCCAAGAAAAUGGCAUAAAUCACGCUGGGGAGAUAGCCAGCAUGGGCUUGGAUCUGGUCAGUGUUUGCAAGACGUUCAAGAUUCCCCACAAGCCCGACACACAGCUGAAGAUACGUGCAGGCAUCCACUCGGGACCUGUCGUAGCUGGUGUGGUUGGAACCAAAAUGCCUCGUUACUGCCUAUUUGGAGACACCGUCAACACAGCAUCGCGGAUGGAAUCAACAAGUGAAGCUUUGAAGAUCCAAGUGAGUGGGGCCACAGCUGACCUGCUUCAUAUGUUGAAAGGAUACGUUCUAACUUGCAGAGGGACACUGAAUGUGAAGGGCAAAGGUGAGAUGAAAACCUGGUGGCUCGAGGCCAAACUCGACAAGUGCGCGGAUCCAUUGCUCAGCGCAUCAGAGUUGACAGGAGGUCCCGCCCCAGUUAGUGACUGAAGCUGGCCAACAUUUCCAAGAUGUGAACCAUGUGCAAUGAUGUUGUGUUGUGCAAUUGCUGUGUCAGAAAUGAUCUACAGACAAUUAUGCUCAUUCAGCAAGAUGUUCAUUAUUGUAGACUGUGAUUUCCUGCACUGCAUCAUACAUUCAUGAUGAGCGUAAAAAUAUAGAUAUAUUUAUAUCUAGCCUCCUAUUUAUCUGCUGCGUUACUGAACAAGUGUUACCAAUGUUAUAGCGUUGGUCUCGGUUACCAGGCUAGUACACUACUACCAUGACAAAGUAAUUAACACAUUAUUGAAUUAAAAACUCCUGUUACGUCAGGAUUGCAAAAUA
Messenger RNA from Syngnathus typhle (broad-nosed pipefish), 3349 nucleotides. RefSeq names its product atrial natriuretic peptide receptor 2-like. Gene Ontology annotation, molecular function: peptide receptor activity; protein kinase activity; guanylate cyclase activity. The record is from RefSeq and is a predicted model, not a curated record. Gene Ontology annotation, biological process: intracellular signal transduction; protein phosphorylation; cGMP biosynthetic process. The transcript has 21 exons. NCBI's taxonomy places the organism in Eukaryota, Metazoa, Chordata, Actinopteri, Syngnathiformes, Syngnathidae. Bases 524 to 3016 code for a protein of 830 amino acids.